Ooceraea biroi (clonal raider ant) is the source of this 1252-nucleotide messenger RNA. It is a transcript of the gene mRpL39, whose product is annotated as mitochondrial ribosomal protein L39. Gene Ontology annotation, cellular component: mitochondrion. Gene Ontology annotation, molecular function: RNA binding; nucleotide binding. The record is from RefSeq and is a predicted model, not a curated record. NCBI's taxonomy places the organism in Eukaryota, Metazoa, Arthropoda, Insecta, Hymenoptera, Formicidae.
GCGAUUGCGGCGCGCGCAGUUCCUAACCUCAUUCGUGUUGUUGGUAGGUAUCGUGUAGUAUCGUCGCAUCAAACGGCGUCGAAAUACGCAGAUAUAACCUGCAGCAUUCAGCAUGCUGCACGUGUCUACAAGGCUCUGUGUGAGCCGGCUGGGGUUACCGGUACACGCUCUGUCAUCAAGAUGCGCCGGAACACUGUCGAAAGCGGAGGCGAGGGAACGACGGUGCCAGUUGUUCGACGAGGAGAAGAAAAGGCAGCGAUCGCAGCUCGGCAGAAUUGAGAAGAUAGAGGUUAAGUACCAGGCGCCGGACGAGGAGGCGGUAAUGGUGAUGAACCGGAACAUCUCGACACCCUACGACUGCGCCAGACACGUUUCCGAAAGCGUCGCCAAAACGUCUGGCAUCGCCUUGGUAAACGGUCGCGUCUGGGACAUGCACAAGCCGUUCACGGACAACUGUGAGCUGCAGUUCGUGACGCUGCAGAGUCCUCGGGUAGCCGCGGUGAACUACGCCUUUUGGCGGACCUGCUCGCUGAUCCUGGGCGCCAUGGUAGACACCGCGUUUAAAGAUGACAUAAGGGUACACCUGCACAGCUUCCCUGCUCCAGUAAUCCGCUCGGGUAGUUUCACUUACGACGUGUUUAUCGAUUUGCCUGACUGGCAACCGACCGUCUCCGAGCUGCGCGCCAUGGCCGCUUCUUUCUGCAUACUCAAAAACCGCGGGCUGCUGUUGGAGAGGCUAGAAGUUCCAUGCAACGUCGCCCUGGAUAUGUUUCAGGACAAUCCUUUCAAAUCUGAACAGAUACCCAACAUCGCCAAAAACAGCAAUAACAAUAGGGUGACGCUGUACCGCUUGGGAGACCAUAUAGAUAUCAGUAAAGGACCCAUGGUGGGUAACAGCGGCGUGAUAGGACGUGUUAGUAUGUCAGCUGUACAUAAACUUGUGAAUGGGCCUGUAGAAGGUCUGUAUCGCAUCCAGGGUGUUGCUUUACCCAAGGGUAUCUUGCUUAAUCACUUCGCCUUUAGUAUAUUAGAAAAUCGUGCUAAAAAACUGAAUACCGCCACAUGGCAGCCUCAUACAGAAGAAGAAACAGCAGCGAUCAAUGUUACCGCGUCGUUAAAUUAAGAAUAUUCAUUUCAUACAGUUUUUAUGUAAAUAAUAUCUAUCAAUCAUGACUUUAAAUCUCUCGGUCUCUCCCUUUUUUCGGAUUCCUUCCUUCUUGCGUUUGUACAAAUAAAUGGCGAGCACAAUGAA